Molecule: messenger RNA, 2218 nt
Organism: Folsomia candida
Lineage: Eukaryota; Metazoa; Arthropoda; Collembola; Entomobryomorpha; Isotomidae
Product: ras-related protein Rab-9B
Exons: 5
Coding region: 672-1355 (227 amino acids)
Biological process (GO): retrograde transport, endosome to Golgi
Cellular component (GO): lysosome; late endosome; phagocytic vesicle
Molecular function (GO): GTP binding; GTPase activity
Source: RefSeq, a predicted model, not a curated record
UAUUUUUUACAGUUUUUUAUUAAAACAAUAUUUAAGUGGGUGACUUGUCAGUUAGUACAUAAAGUUAAUAAAACAACAGUCUGUGCACCACCACCACCAAAGCUUUUUGAGUCUGUUAGAGGUCAGCUUGUCCUCCUUUAGUUUCACUUUUUAUAGUGGAAUUGAGUUAUUAAUUUACUGGUUUCGUUGCUGAAAUCACACAAAGACCAGUAAUAAAUGUGCCAAUAUAGACAUCUGCUACAUAAAUACGAUUUAUCAGCAAUUUCUAACUAAAGAACCAAAUGUUAUAGUCCAUUCAUCCUUAUUUUUGACAGUUUCUAGUUGAUUUUAUUAGCAUUCGUUGCAAAAUUGGAUUGGUUUAGUUUGUAGUCGGAUUCACGAAUAGUUAAGUGGAAAGUUCCGUGGACAUUUACUUCUCGGAUGUAAAGUAUUGAAAAUAAUUGAGAAUGCUGACAUUGGUGAGAUAACACUGAUGCAGAGGAUAACUUUCUAGAAGACGGAGCUUAUCGGAAAGGAAAUCUACUGUGUUCUUAAAACUGUCCCUGAUUUGUGGUAUUCAAAGCAUACACUAUACGAUGCGAGAAGUACAUUUGACAAUCUUCUAAUUAAAAAAAUAAGGCAUUAAAUUCUUCACAUUCCGAUACAUCAUCGUCCUCCAUUUCUCUUAAAUAAUGGCAAACAGAGGAAGUCCAUCUCAUCCAGGAGGAAAGUCUACCCUUCUCAAAGCUAUUUUAUUAGGAGACGGUGGCGUAGGGAAAUCCUGUCUCAUGAACCGCUUUGUGUCCAAUCGUUUCGAUCCUACAUCAUUCCAUACGAUAGGAGUGGAAUUCCUAAAUAAAGACAUCGUAGUUGGUGGCCAGCUUUUUACUUGCCAAAUUUGGGAUACCGCUGGACAAGAGAGGUUCAAAAGCUUGAGGACACCCUUCUAUCGUGGAUCAGAUAUGUGCCUCUUAACAUUUUCGCUGGAUGAUAAAAUGAGUUUCCAAAAUUUGGCUAAUUGGAGGGAGGAAUUUCUCUAUUAUGCAGACAUUAGUGAUAAAACCAACUUUCCUUUUCUCGUUAUAGGAAACAAGGUUGACUUAGAACCGGAAAAGAGGGUCAUAGCGAAAGAAACAGUACUGGACUGGUGUGCUGCAAAUGGAAAUCUGCCCUACAUUGAAACCAGUGCAAAAGAAGCUACGAAUGUAAUUUUCGCAUUUCAAUCCGCCGUGGAAAAGUGGAUAAAGAUGGAUUCAAGUAGUAGUCGGAUAGAUAAACCAUACAAUGGUCAAACGGUCAGUUUAUCGGCGAGAGGAAUGACGCAACAAUCGCCCGGAGGAGCUGCAAGUUCAAUUACGCCGUCGUGUUGUCAAUGAUGAUAUUUUUAAAAGUCCAAAACAAUUAUUCUUAAGUUUUAUCCUAAACUUUCGAAUAACUAACUACUUAAAGUUGUAAUAGAAAUUUAAUUAAUUAUUAUAAGGUUUAUAAUCAUGAUCCACGAAUCGCAUUCUUAGAAAUUGACAAACCAACAAUGGACAGACAGCUAUAGAUCUUGAUUUUGUAAAAGUAGAGACUUAAUUAGACUCAAUGUAUGUAACCACGAUGGCCUCUUUCGAGAGUUUUUUUUAUUGUAUUGAUAAUUAUUUCUAGCUAUCGACUCGCUCUAGUUAUGCUAAUUUUAAUUACUGUAGCUCUUUAAUUAUUCAUCAUCUGACUAAUUCGUUAUCAUCAUUGUCCAGCUGUGUUAAUUAAUCACUACAUCCUCCACGGGUUACGAAUAUUCGUGAGUAUUUAAUGUUCUCGAGACGAUGAAGAAACACGCAUCAUAAUAUUAAAAUGCAAAAAUUGAUCAGCAACGACUAUAUACUUAAUGGUAUUAUUUUAAUUGGAGUUUGAUUUUAAUGUCGUUAAUAUCAGUUUUUAAUUUUCAGGGGUUUCUCAUUUGCCAAAGAUUUCCUUGUUUACUUUCGUUUGGAAGUUGACUUUGUGUAAGGGAAGUUAAAAUUUGAACUGAAUUCGCAUUUUUAAUUGUCGCUAUUAAAUAUAUACCCAUUGGUACAAAUUACAACUGCAGAUAUCUAACUAGUAUGUUACUAGAAUUAAGUAUUAGGUGCAUAGAUUUCUACUAUUUUGUUGUCGCUGAUGGGAAAUUGAUCGGACUAUUGGAGUGAUAUUUUAUUGUGCACUUUACUAUUAUACGCAUGAUAAUAAGAAUGAAUAAAAAACAUGGAUACACACA